Drosophila ficusphila is the source of this 1158-nucleotide messenger RNA. Its product is annotated as protein xmas-2. Gene Ontology annotation, cellular component: nucleus; centrosome; spindle. Lineage: Eukaryota; Metazoa; Arthropoda; Insecta; Diptera; Drosophilidae. Gene Ontology annotation, biological process: centrosome duplication; spindle assembly. The coding region runs from base 53 to 1102 and encodes 349 amino acids. The transcript is spliced from 4 exons. The record is from RefSeq and is a predicted model, not a curated record.
GUUCUUGCAGCCCUGGUGUUAUUUGUGCGGGUGAAAUUGUUAAAAAAAACAAAUGGCUCAAGUUCAGGGUUCCUGCGAAAGUUUCUGUCCUGAUAGAGAGGCAAAAAUGCGCAUUCGCGAAAAGCUCCUUCAUUACUUUGAGUUGAAGAAUGGGCAGAAGAAUAUACCUGGAGUCCUUGUCAAGGAGUUCACACGCUCUGCCGCCGAUGUUAAAAUGCCAUUACCCAACGAAUUGCGGACGGAAGCGUCUCUGACAAAAACAGUGGAAUAUCUGCUUAAGGACAUAAUCCUAGACACACGGAAACCGUAUAACUGGGCCUAUGACUUUAUAUUCGAUCGUUUAAGGGCAGUGCGGCGAGAGAUCGUGAUCCAGAUGUAUGAUGCCAGCCAGAAAAUCCGAUUGCUAGAGCCCAUUGUAAUGUUUUUGGCCUACAGCCGCUAUCGGUUGUGCGAGGAGUCCAUCGAGAAGUUUGAUCCUAAAAUAUGCAACCAGCACCUGCAGGAGUGCCUCACAGGAGUGCUCUGUUGUUAUGACGAGUUGGAGGAUCUAGAAUCCCACAAAGAACCUACCAUUCGAGAACUGGAACGUCGCUGCUUUAUAGAGUGCCUGUAUCAGGUGUUCAACUUAGGUUCCCCGGAGUCCUUUGCCCGUAGUCUAACUUUACCAGAUUAUGUGCGUCAGAAUGCGACUUUUAAACUGUGUUUCCAGAUCUGUUUGGCCUUUCAGCAGGGAAACUUGUAUAGAGUUCUAAUGGGUUUUCCCCAAUUGCCACAUGUUCUAUGUGCAUUAGCUGCUAUUAAGUUGCAGGCGAUUCGAAGGAGUUUACUGCAGAUUUUCACGCAUGCCUACAGCAACAAACAACUUUCUGUGCCGGUUCCUUACUUGUUGCGUUUACUGUUAAUCGAUUCGACUUCAGGACUUCAGGAUCAGUGUCGACAUUAUAAUAUAGCCUUUACAGACGAUAGAAAGGCGGUACAUUUUAGUAAGGCUGAUUUCAACCAUAACACAGAUUUGUUAAAACCAAAACACGAGCGCUUUGUGGAGUCUAAACUAAAGCGAAUUUAUUUGCCGGAGGUAUUGUUGCUAAAGAAAUUUUACUAGUCAUUUAAACAAAUUGUAAAUUGUAAAUAGAUUAAAUAAAAAAAAAACCAUGGUAA